Molecule: messenger RNA, 1885 nt
Organism: Octopus sinensis (East Asian common octopus)
Lineage: Eukaryota; Metazoa; Mollusca; Cephalopoda; Octopoda; Octopodidae
Product: acidic mammalian chitinase
Exons: 13
Coding region: 62-1879 (605 amino acids)
Biological process (GO): chitin catabolic process; carbohydrate metabolic process
Cellular component (GO): extracellular region
Molecular function (GO): chitin binding; chitinase activity
Source: RefSeq, a predicted model, not a curated record
UAUUUUAGUUUCAGCAAGACAUAUGGUCAAUUCUCAGGCCUCUCUUCCCGUCACAUUAUAAAUGAUUUUUCUUUCUAGUUUCUCAUUGAUAUGUGCAACAAUAAACAAGAUGUCACUCCGAACACUUGUGAUUGUAUUGUGCAGUUUAUACUUGGCAGAGAGUACCAAUUACCGGAGAUGGUGCUAUUUCACAAACUGGUCACAGUAUCGAGAUCAACCGGCUAAAUUUAAGCCACCCAAUAUUGAUACUCAUCUUUGCACCCAUAUUUCCUACGCUUUCGCUACACUGAAAAAUGGUUUGGUCACAAACUUUGAAAAAGAUGAUAUUUCACAUGCAUGGCAAAAAGGAAUGUUUGAAGAAGUAAAUGACAUCAAAAACACAAAUCCCCAACUAAAAACAUAUUUAGCAAUCGGAGGUUGGAACCUAGGAUCGAAGCCUUUCUCUGCUGCUGUAAUUAAUUCACAAACACGGAAGAGGUUAAUUGACUCAGCCAUAAAUUUAGCAAGACUCUAUAAAUUUGACGGCAUUGAAAUUGAUUGGGAAUAUCCAGCAGGUCGAGGUAGUCCCCCAGGAGACAAGGGACGAUUUACAUCCCUUAUAUCUGAACUAAAACAAGCUAUAACUUACGAAGCACUGAGAUCAUCAAAAACUCAACUUGGUUUGGCUGUGGCUGUGGCAGCUGGAAGGUCAAAAAUCGAUGCUGGCUAUGAAAUCGGCACCAUUUCAUCAUACUUAGAUUACAUCAAUUUAAUGACAUACGACUUUCAUGGUGCUUGGGAACACAUGACAGGGCAUAACAGUCCAUUGGUGAGAAGAGGAGAUGAAACUGGAGAGUAUUUAUAUUGGAAUUUGGAGGAUGCUGCUGAGUACUGGCUAUCAAAAGGUGCCCCAGCAUCUAAAAUGAAUAUUGGAGUUCCAACAUAUGGCCGGACAUUUACUUUAUCGAACCCUAACAACCACGGGGUUGGAGCCCCAAUCUCAGGUGCUGGCGUUGCGGGAACAUACACAAAGACAGAAGGUUUUAUUGCCUAUUAUGAGAUUUGUCAUUUUCUUAGGAACGGCGGAACUACAGUUUGGGAUAACCUCCAGAAAGCUCCGUACGCUUACAAGGGUGAUCACUGGAUAAGUUAUGAAAAUGAGAAAAGUCUUCAAUUGAAGGUUGAAUGGAUAAAGAAAAGGGGUUUUGGUGGUGUAAUGAUUUGGUCUCUCGAUUUGGAUGACUUUGCCGGAAUGUGUGGCGGACAGAAAUAUCCUUUAAUCACAUCUAUAGUAAACGCGCUUUCGACGACACCUACUCCAGGCGGUAAUACUAUAGGAGCGAUGUGCAUGAAUAAACCAAACGGAAAUUACCCGAUACAACAUCAUUGCAAGGAAUAUCUUCAGUGUCUUAAUGGAGUUGGUCAAAUUAACACUUGUCCACCUCACCAGAAUUAUUAUCCAGCGUUGCAUACUUGCAUACCGGAAGUGUCCUACCCAUGUCAACCAAAUCCCACUUCUCCAACAGUUAUCAAAACCAGAGGACAUGACAUAACUAACUUUUGCCAGUUCAAAUCAGAUGGAUUAUACGAGAGUCCAAAUGCAUGCAACGAAUAUAUCGAUUGUACCUUUGGAAAAGUCAAUCUAAUGCUGUGUCAGCAAGGACUAUAUUUUGAUCCCAAGUCGAAAUAUUGCUUCUACAAAGAUCAAGUACGGUGUCAAGAUGGUGGGACAGUGAUCCCACAUGAUUUCUGUGCCAAUAAACCUGACGGUUUCUAUGCUCACCCAGCCGAGUGCCACAAAUACUAUAUCUGCAGCAAUGGUGCUACUACUAAAAUGACCUGCUUGAACGGACAAAUUUUUGAAAAUAACCACUGUCAAGUUUCAAAUAAAGUUUGUUAAUUUUUC